GUGAUUCUCUGCGCUCGCCUCUCUGUCGCAGAGGCAGGUCGGAGGUGAAUCCGCACCGAGGGGGGAGCUUAUUAUUAUUGUUGUAUGCGAACGGAGGACGCGGAGCUGCCGCGGAUGAUGAUGGGCAGCAGGGAAGCCGCGGCUCCCGCAGCCCCGGCGGCCUCACCCGGCCGUCCGCCCGGGGAACGCGCGGUCGGCGCGAUGUGGGCGUUCGGGAAAUCCCUCGCCGCUGUCCUGCCGAUCUACCUGGCUGGAUAUUACGGCUUCAGCAUCAGCCUGGUGCUGUUCGGGCUGAUGCUCUACGUGGGCUGGAAGCACAGCCGCCUGGAGAAGGAGAUGAAGCUGAAGUCUGCCAUGUACCUGCUGGAAAACGAGAAGGAAUUCACCACAGAGACGGUCUUCAGAGCCAAGAAAGAUUUACCUCCCUGGGUCAAUUUUCCAGAAGUUGAAAAAGUGGAGUGGCUGAACAAGCUCCUGCAACAGGCUUGGCCCUUUGUGGGCCAGUAUCUGGAGAAGCUGCUGGUGGAAACCAUCGCUCCGGCCAUCCGAGCUUCCAGCAUUCACCUGCAGACGCUCAGCUUCACUAAGGUCAAUCUGGGAGAGAAGGCUGUGAAGCUGGUCGGCAUAAAGGCCCACACCGAACACGAUAAGAGACAAGUCAUGCUGGAUUUGUACCUGAGCUACGCCGGUGACGUCGAGAUCAAUGUUGAAAUCAAAAAGUACUUCUGCAAAGCCGGGGUAAAAGGCGUCCAGCUCCACGGAAAGCUGCGUGUGAUCCUUGAGCCUCUGAUUGGAGACGUGCCACUGGUUGGAGCGGUGACGAUGUUCUUCAUUCGCAGACCUAAACUUGACAUUAACUGGACUGGACUCACCAAUCUGUUGGAUAUUCCUGGUCUGAAGUGA
Nematolebias whitei (Rio pearlfish) is the source of this 903-nucleotide messenger RNA. RefSeq names its product extended synaptotagmin-1. The transcript has 7 exons. The record is from RefSeq and is a predicted model, not a curated record. Lineage: Eukaryota; Metazoa; Chordata; Actinopteri; Cyprinodontiformes; Rivulidae. Bases 85 to 903 code for a protein of 272 amino acids. Gene Ontology annotation, molecular function: lipid binding.